Molecule: messenger RNA, 885 nt
Organism: Trichoderma atroviride IMI 206040
Lineage: Eukaryota; Fungi; Ascomycota; Sordariomycetes; Hypocreales; Hypocreaceae
Source: RefSeq, a predicted model, not a curated record
AUGAGAAUUCUUUGUCUUCGAUCUGUUUGGGGAAUUGACCCGGGCCAUCAUCUCAGUUACUGGGCCGGCUGGUUCCCCGAGCUCAAAGGCAAAGGAUACGAUGGCAUUGAGGUAAAAGUAAAUAUGCUAGAGCAAGAAGACGAUUAUGAGCGCUUAAGACAAAUUUGUGACCAACUUGAACUCGAGAUCAGCGUAUUGGCACAAACGAGUCCGGCCCCGUCAAUUGUCCCCCGCCAGCCUGGCUUAAACGCAGAAAAGCACUUGGCGAGAUAUCGCGAGAUAAUCCAACAAGUCAAGCCUCUAAGACCGCUUGUUAUUACAUUUCAGUCGGGGCAAGACGACUGGAAUAUUGAAGAGUCAAUCAAGUUCUAUGUGGGGACUAUCAAAAUUGAUAGAGAACUUGGUGUUUCGGGCUUCGUCUGUCAUGAGACGCAUCGAAGUCGGUCACUGUUUACCCCCUGGGUGACGCGAAUGAUCCUUGAGGCCGUCCCUGAACUCAGGCUAACUGCCGACUUUUCUCAUUGGAUGGUUGUAGGUGAAAGAUUGCUGGACGAUGGUGAAGGCGACCGCAUGACUAUGGAAGCUAUUGUCCCUCACGUCUCCCACAUACAUGCGAGGGUUGGAACAACUCAGGCUGCUCAAUGCCCAGCACCUACACAUCCAGACUUCAAGCAGGAGAGGCUCUGUUACGAACGACUGUGGAGAAGUAUUCUGAAAUAUCAGUUUGAGAAAAAUGGUCCCGAUGCAUUGAUUACAUUUGUUCCCGAAUACGGUCCUUUCCCUUACCAUCCUUUCGGAAGUAUAAAGGCCUAUGGAGAUGUAGCGGAUGAGGAAGCACAGCGCCUGCAAAGCGUAUUUAAUGAAUUUACAGCUACUCUUAUGUAG